Messenger RNA from Balaenoptera musculus (blue whale), 1533 nucleotides. It is a transcript of the gene OC90, whose product is annotated as otoconin 90. The transcript is spliced from 14 exons. Bases 1 to 1533 code for a protein of 510 amino acids. Gene Ontology annotation, cellular component: extracellular matrix. Gene Ontology annotation, biological process: arachidonate secretion; phospholipid metabolic process; lipid catabolic process. Gene Ontology annotation, molecular function: calcium ion binding; phospholipid binding. The record is from RefSeq and is a predicted model, not a curated record. Lineage: Eukaryota; Metazoa; Chordata; Mammalia; Artiodactyla; Balaenopteridae.
AUGAUCGUGCUUCUGCUCGUAGGAAUGCUGAUGGCCUCACGUGGCACUCUAGCCCAGCACGUGGGCGGCGGCAGUGUGGUGCUAAGCCUGCUCUCCUCCUCGAUUAUAGGGGCCCACCCUCUGGACACCCCACAUCUUCCAUGGGAGCUGCCUCCAGGACUCUCAGAAAAUAUCAACAUGACUUUCUUCAAUGGGGUGUUUAAAAAUGUGGGAGGAGUGGCCGAAAUUUUUGACUGCCUGGGCUCCCACUUCACCUGGCUGCAGGAUGUCUUCACCAACUUCCCCGCGCUGCUCCAGUUCGUGAGUGGUAUGAAGUGUGUGGCUGGUCUCUGCCCCCGGGACUUCGAAGACUACGGCUGUGCCUGCAGGUUUGAGAUGGAAGGGCUGCCUGUGGACAAGCCUGACAGCUGUUGCUUCCAGCAUCGCAGGUGUUACGAGGAGGCUGCAGAGAUGGACUGUCUGCCAGACCCUGCCAAGCUUAGCACAGAUGUCAACUGUGUCAGCAAGAGUAUCACCUGUGAGUCCGGGGACGCUUGUGAGCGCCUGCUGUGUACCUGUGACAAGGCUGCCAUAGAGUGCUUGGCUCAGUCCAGCAUCAACUCUUCCCUGAACCUUCUGGACACGUCCUUCUGUCUGGCUCAGCCUCCAGAGACAACCAGCAGGAAAGAGCUGCUGACACUUCUGCCCAGAGUGGUUCCUGUGGAGCCCACGGACUCCAGCCUGACGGCCCUCUCAGGAGAAGUGGCGGCUGAGACCAGAGCUGCCCGACUGACCAUUCUCUCCAGGACAAAACCAGGCCAAGUUCAGGAAGACACAGAAGAUGCAAGGACCACACCUUCUCCAGGGUCUGCAGAGAUUGCUGCCACAGCUAAAGGUGUAACCAUCGUCCCUGCCGGCAUUAAAUCUUUGGGGUUGGCUGUGUCAUCCGUCAGAAGUGGUCCUGAGGAGACAUCUGGAAAAGCCUGUGACAGGUUCACCUUCCUGCACCUGGGAAGCGGGGACAACGCUUGGGUGAUGCCGCAGCUUGGAGAGAUGCUCUUUUGUCUGACAUCCCGGUGCCCGGAGGAAUUUGAAUCUUACGGCUGUUACUGCGGGCAGGAAGGACAAGGCGAGCCAAGGGAUGCUCUGGACAGGUGCUGUUUGUCCCAUCACUGCUGCCUGGAGCAGGUGAGAAGGCUGGGCUGCCUGCUCGAGAGGCUUCCUCGGUCACCAGUGGUAUGCGUGGAUGGUACCCCCAAGUGUGUGGGGCAGAGCCUGUGCGAGAAGCUGCUUUGUGUCUGCGACGAGACGGCGGCUGAGUGCCUGGCCUCCGCCUUCUAUAACCACAGCCUCAAGUCACCUGGCAGACAGGAGUGCCAGGGCCACCGGCCGUCCUGCGAGGAUGGCAGCAUUUCAGCUUCGUCCCUUGGCUCCAGCUCUGAGGAGAACAGCGAGGAGGCCCCGCCCCCCAGGGAGGGCCUGAGAAGAACCAGAAGAUUCCUGGGGAAGUCACUUGGUCUCCUGGGGACCAGGCCACAACGUGGCCCCAGAUAG